UUCACUCUGAACAGAUGUAACUUAGUGUCUCAUACUGGUGUCUACUAUUUCAAAACUACCAUUAAAUAAACUUAUUUUAUAGCCUACAUUAUUAAAUGUCGUAUAUACAUGUAUAUGAACGUGAAAAUCCCACAUCCUAUUUCAGUGAGCCCAUGUCAGGAUGAGAUGGUGAACCUAACCCAACUACCCCCAGUGAGCCCGUGUCAGGAUGAGAAGGUGAACCCAACCAAACUACCGCCAGUGAGCCCGUGUCAGGAUGAGAUGGUGAACCCAACCCAACUACCCCCAGUGAGCCCGUGUCAGGAUGAGAUGGUGAACCCAACCCAACUACCGCCAGUGAGCCCAUGUCAGGAUGAGAAGGUGAACCCAACCGAACUACCGCCAGUGAGCCCAUGCCAUAAUGAGUUGGAGGACUGUACGGAUAACAUACCGCGGGACCCAGCGGGAUGUGGAUUCCAGCCUGACCCACGCCCUGAGUUAGCACAGGAGAUGGUGAACCCGACCCAACUACCGCCAGUGAGCCCAUGCCAGGAUGAGGUGAACCCAACCCAGCUACCGCCAGUGAGUCCAUGCCAGGAUGAGAUGGUGAACCCAACCCAACUAUCGCCAGUGAGCCCAUGUCAGGAUGAGAUGCUGAACCCAACCCAACUACCGCCAGUGAGCCCAUGCCAGGAUGAGAAGGUGAACCCAACCCAACUACCGCCAGUGAGCCCAUGCCAGGAUGAGAUGUUGAACCCAACCCAACUACCGCCAGUGAGCCCAUGCCAGGAUGAGAUGUUGAACCCAACCCAACUACCGCCAGUGAGCCCAUGCCAGGAUGAGAAGGUGAACCCAACCCAACUACCGCCAGUGAGCCCAUGCCAGGAUGAGAAGGUGAACCCAACCCAACUACCGCCAGUGAGCCCAUGCCAGGAUGAGAUGGUGAACCCAACCCAACUACCCCCAGUGAGCCCGUGUCAGGAUGAGAUGUUGAACCCAACCCAACUACCGCCAGUGAGCCCAUGCCAGGAUGAGAAGGUGAACCCAACCCAACUACCGCCAGUGAGCCCAUGCCAGGAUGAGUUGGAGGACUGUACAGAUAACAUACCGCGGGACCCAGCGGGAUGUGGAUUCCAGCCUGACCCACGGUACAUUUUUAAAUUGCUAUUGAAUUUCCUUAUUAAAAGAAUAUGA
This is a messenger RNA of Mya arenaria, 1173 nucleotides long. RefSeq lists its product as uncharacterized. The record is from RefSeq and is a predicted model, not a curated record. The coding region runs from base 109 to 1173 and encodes 354 amino acids. NCBI's taxonomy places the organism in Eukaryota, Metazoa, Mollusca, Bivalvia, Myida, Myidae. The transcript is spliced from 2 exons.